Molecule: messenger RNA, 189 nt
Organism: Peronospora matthiolae
Lineage: Eukaryota; Oomycota; Peronosporomycetes; Peronosporales; Peronosporaceae
Source: the annotation of a GenBank genome assembly
AUGGACGAGGCGGGAGAGCGGUUGGUGGUGAAAUUGGACAAGGCCAAGAGCAAAAAAUCGAAGUACAAUCGAACCGGCCUCCAACUCCAAGAGAAACUGCGUUGUGCACUCAAACAAGUAGCGGGGCUUCAGGCCGACCAGGAAAAGCUGUGUCACGCACUCAAGCAGGUAACGAGGUUUCAGGCCUAA